Molecule: messenger RNA, 837 nt
Organism: Exophiala spinifera
Lineage: Eukaryota; Fungi; Ascomycota; Eurotiomycetes; Chaetothyriales; Herpotrichiellaceae
Exons: 1
Coding region: 1-837 (278 amino acids)
Source: RefSeq, a predicted model, not a curated record
AUGGCGAGAACUGGCAGCUCCGGCUGCUACAUGAACACUAUCCGAUACCAGGCCAUCACACUCCCAGAAACCGAACCGCGAACUCCGUAUGCAGUUUACAUCAUCAACAAGGAGACGAUCUAUUGCGUCAACGGCAAUGAAGACUCGCCGCCUGCAAAGGUUCUCGGUAAAGCUGGGAACUGGCCUGGGUUCGGGGCCAUUGUGGAAUCAGCUCAAUCUCUCUACGUGGCAGAACAAGCACUUUUCAAGGUCUCUACCUGGGAUGGGAGUUACAAGCGCUUGGGCUCAGGAACGUGGGAAGAGUCCACGUCAAUGGCUUGGUUUGGCGAUCUCUACAUCAUCCAACGAGGCUCGUUGUAUAGUGCCGAUCAAACCACGGGACAAUAUAAGCUGUUAGGAAGACCAGAUGAUUGGCAAGGCCACACUUCAAUGGCUGCUGUCAUGCUAGACCGCGACGGCGUGAGCUCCCGGCGCCUCUUUGUCAUCCAGAGUGAGAAACUUUGGGAAGUGGCACGCGAUGGCACUUACAAGCGGGUUGGGAUGGCGAAUUGGUAUACUCCGGCGUACAUUUCCGCCAUAGGCGAGGCGCUGUACGCGAUCGAGAACUCUCGGUUCCAGUAUAUCGAUGGAAAUACUGGUCAGUAUACUGUCAUCGGCGAAGCGGUCUACUCGCAAACGACUGCUUUUGCUGGUGCGGACGGGCAAGCAUUUGCCAUUGAUGCUGGAAGACUUUUGCGUAUCAACAUCUAUGAUGGCUCCCACGUAAAGCUGAGUGAUGGCUGGGAUGGACCGAGUGUUAUGACGGUUGUCAGGAAUGCCAAAUGCAGAUCAGAGUGA